This is a messenger RNA of Canis lupus familiaris (dog), 1194 nucleotides long. It is a transcript of the gene CALM2, whose product is annotated as calmodulin 2. The transcript has 6 exons. Lineage: Eukaryota; Metazoa; Chordata; Mammalia; Carnivora; Canidae. The record is from RefSeq and is a predicted model, not a curated record. Gene Ontology annotation, molecular function: calcium ion binding. The coding region runs from base 129 to 578 and encodes 149 amino acids.
GGCGGAGGGAUCUGGCGGAGGGAGGUGUUUAUGAGGCGCUGGGGGCGGAGGAGGAGAAUUAGUCCGAGCGGGGCGAGCGAGCUGACUGGUUGUGUGGCCGCUUCUCGGAGACCGGUAGCGCUUGCAGCAUGGCUGACCAACUGACUGAGGAGCAGAUUGCAGAAUUCAAAGAAGCCUUUUCACUAUUUGACAAGGAUGGCGAUGGAACUAUAACAACAAAGGAAUUGGGAACUGUAAUGAGGUCUCUUGGGCAGAAUCCCACAGAAGCAGAGUUACAGGACAUGAUUAAUGAAGUAGAUGCUGAUGGAAAUGGCACAAUUGACUUCCCGGAAUUUCUGACAAUGAUGGCAAGAAAAAUGAAAGACACAGACAGUGAAGAAGAAAUUAGAGAAGCAUUCCGUGUGUUUGAUAAGGAUGGCAAUGGCUAUAUUAGUGCAGCAGAGCUUCGCCAUGUGAUGACAAACCUGGGAGAGAAGUUAACAGAUGAAGAGGUUGAUGAAAUGAUCAGGGAAGCAGAUAUUGAUGGUGAUGGUCAAGUAAACUAUGAAGAGUUUGUACAAAUGAUGACAGCAAAGUGAAGACAUUGUACAGAAUGUGUUAAAUUUCUUGUACAAAAUUGUUUAUUUGCCUUUUCUUUGUUUGUAACUUAUCUGUAAAAGGUUUCCCCCUGCUGUCAAAAAAUAUGCAUGUAUAGUAAUUAGGACUUCAUUCCUCCAUGUUUUCUUCCCUUAUCUUACUGUCAUUGUCCUGAAACCUUAUUUUAGAAAAUUGAUCAAGUAACAUGUUGCAUGUGGCUUACUCUGGAUAUAUCUAAGCCCUUCUGCACAUCUAAACUUAGAUGGAGUUGGUCAAAUGAGGGAACAUCUGGGUUAUGCCUUUUUUUUAAGUAGUUUUCUUUAGGAACUGUCAGCAUGUUGUUGUUGAAGUGUGGAGUUGUAACUCUGCGUGGACUAUGGACAGUCAACAAUAUGUACUUAAAAGUUGCACUAUUGCAAAACGGGUGUAUUAUCCAGGUACUCGUACACUAUUUUUUUGUACUGCUGGUCCUGUACCAGAAACAUUUUCUUUUAUUGUUACUUGCUUUUUAAACUUUGUUUUAGCCACUUAAAGAAAAUCUGCUUAUGGCACAAUUUGCCUCAAAUCCAUUCCAAGUUGUAUAUUUGUUUUCCAAUAAAAAAAUUACAAUUUACCCAA